Molecule: messenger RNA, 2927 nt
Organism: Rhineura floridana
Lineage: Eukaryota; Metazoa; Chordata; Lepidosauria; Squamata; Rhineuridae
Gene: ANKRD54
Product: ankyrin repeat domain 54
Exons: 8
Coding region: 133-936 (267 amino acids)
Molecular function (GO): protein binding
Source: RefSeq, a predicted model, not a curated record
GUGUGGAUGUGACAGUUUGCUGAAUUUAGGCCCAUCCCCUUCCCAUCGUUCCUAUGGUUACGCGAGUUCACUCCCCCCCCCGUUCGCGUUCCGAUUCUGGGCCCGGUUAUCUUGAGAUCCGGAGGUGCGGGGAUGGAAGGCGGCGAUGCCGCGGACCCCAGCCCCGGCACAGCGAGCAUGUUCUCUUUGUUGGGGCUCAGGGCCGCCUUGCGGACCGUCCCCGAGGCUCCGACUCCCGGCUCCCUGGACUACCUGCAGUUCCCGUGGCAGUGCGACCACCGCGUGUGCAAGAUAGUUAGCCGCCGCCGCCAGGCCGCCCGGCUACACCGCAAGGUGUGGCCUCUCGGCAAGGAGAUCCACGCUUUGAAACGGUUGAGAGAAGCUGCCAACUCUAAUGAUUUAGAAACAGUGCAGCAGCUUCUGGAAGAUGGGGUGGACCCCUGUGCAGCUGACGACAAAGGCCGAACGGCCUUGCACUUUGCUUCCUGCAAUGGAAACGACAGUAUUGUGCAAUUGCUUUUGGACCAUGGAGCUGACCCAAAUCAACGAGAUGGACUAGGAAACACUCCCCUUCAUUUGGCUGCCUGCACGAACCAUGUUCCCAUCAUCACCACCCUGCUCCGUGGAGGAGCUCGAGUAGAUGCCUUGGAUCGAGCUGGAAGGACUCCUCUGCACUUGGCCAAAUCAAAGCUCAACAUCUUGCAGGAGGGCCUCUCACAGAGCCUGGAAGCAGUGCGCCUUGAAGUAAAGCAGAUCAUCCAGAUGUUGCGGGAAUACCUUGAACGCCUUGGGCGUCAUGAACAGCAAGGACAGCUGGAUGACCUUUGUACCAGACUACAGAUGACAAGCACAAAAGAGCAGGUGGAUGAGGUUACUGACCUCCUGGCCAGCUUCACCUCACUCAGCUUGCAGAAGCAGAAGCUAGAGAAGAGGUAACAGGCUUUUCUGCUCUUUUCUCAAUCAGACGGAGAAGCUUCAGGAGAAGGAGCAAAUGGAGCUCUUCUGCAAGACUUCAAACCUGCUACUGCUAGUACCAAGCACGCUUUUCCUAUUGAAUAUACAUGAAUGGUCCAAAGACUUGUUGGGCCAUUGUUGCUGCCUUGGACACUUCCUUCAGGACAGGAGGUUAAUGCUGAGGUUCUGACCUUGGGGGACAAAGGGCCAUUUUUAAUGCAUCAGGAUGACUAUUUUAGUAAGUGGGGUCACAUUUUGCAGGAGAGUUGCCCCAUUAUAAGAAGACUGUCCUUUCAGAAGUAUCUUCAAGGUCCUGUAAAUGACAAAACUAAUGUACUUUGAGCACAUUGGGGGAAAUGACAGCUGCUGGGCGUAUCAUCAUACACAGCUUAAUCUGAUUUUCAUUCCAAGUAUGUUAAGGACAUGAAUUUUUGAGCAGUUUUAUAGAUGGUGGGAGGCUGCUGAACAACUAAAUUUUAAAUGGGGGCAGUAUUUUGAACUGAAAAAGGGCUGAAAGGCCAGCAAUACUAGCAUUGCCCACUGCUAAGAUACAAAAGAACUCUUUAACCUCUUUCUGCCUCCCAAAUAGCUACAGAGGUUUUGACAGAGUUCUUCCUUUAUGCCCUUCCUUAUGAAUCUGAUCACUCUCAAUUCCUGCCUUUUGGUUCAUGAGCAGGAGUUGGUGGCUGAGUUGUGCAAGGAGAGAACUCUGUCAAAGCCUCUUGUCACUCAUACUGAGAAGGCAAGUCAGAGACUUAAAGAGCUCCUUGCUUGUAUCUAUCUGCUAGCAAAGAAGAAAGCAGCUUUUGCAUAAUAAGGGGCUCCCUAGGACUGGGGCCUAAUGAAGGGCUGCAGUGAGCCCCCAGGCUACCAGUUGCCUAUUCCUACUGUAUGGUUCCUUCGACUUUCUCUCUCCCUCCCUCCUCCCUGGUUACUUCUCUCUUCCUCUGCCAGUUAACAUUAUCUGUUCUAGAAAACUAGAGAUGGAAGGAGCGUACAGCACACUGGUGUUGCUCAGUGCUGCUUCAUACACUACUUUUCUUCCUUCAAAGUCCUAGGACUUACUCAGAAGUAACAGCAAACCACAAUUUGGUGAGUUUGGAUGCAAUGACAAAUCAUGGUUUGUUCUAAACCAAGAACAGAAGCUUUAAAUCUCUACACACACAAGAAAGGGAGUGGGGAGAAAGUGAUCCCAAGGUUUGUGCUCAUAGCAACAAACCAAGCCAGUAGUCUCCAUGUUGCAUUGCAUGGAUAUUGCAAUAAAAGGGUUGCUUUUCCAGUGCGGGUGCAUGCAUUGGACAGAUGAUGCUUUCGUGAUAACGCUGCUGUAUUUAGCUGUGGCCAUGGAAAUGUGUCUCUUCCUGUUUGUGGUUGCCUAAGUCGUAAUCAACUUGAAGGCAUAUAACAACAACAACAUUUGUAUCACUGAUGUGAGGAUAGCUUGCUUUCUCAUUCUGGGGUUACAUUUUUUUCAAAAGAGGAUAAGAGAAGAACUCGUCUUGCCUGAUAUAUGCCAGCCCAUCAGACUAAAAGUCCUCAAGGAUAUUGUUGCCUCAUAACAGCGUAUUUUGACUUCAGCCAGCCCAAGUUUUUAAUAGGAGGGGGCAUACUUACCAAAUCCAUUCUUGUGGUCUGUUUCCUGUAUCAUUGAAAUUCCAAGACUGUUUUAGGACCUUGAGCCUAGCAGGCUAUCACGAUAGCCUUUUUUCUUUAAGUGUGCUGCUUUUGUGGCAAACGGCAUAACUGGAUUCGUAUCUUUAAACAGAAGUCAAAAUCUUGGAUUUCACGAGCUAAACAGCUGUGAUAGGAGAAUACUGAAUGCUCAGGGGAGGAGAGUUUGGGACUGAUUUGACUCUGACCUUGCCGGAGGUGUCACUGUGAAUACGAAGAACUUUAUUCCAAUGUGCAAGGAGGGUGAAAGGCAAUUUGAACUUUUCCACUGUAAACGUCAAUAAAAUGCUGUCUUGCUUUCA